AUCGGCGACGCGUACAUGGUGGUGGGCGGGAUCCCCACACGGGCGCCGGACCACGCCACGCGCGUGGUAGGCCAGGCAAUCGACAUGGUCCGACUGGCGCGCGAGAUGGCCCACCCCUUGACUGGAGAACCGGUCCAGAUCCGGGUGGGCGUGCACACGGGCCCGGCCGUGGCCGGCGUGGUGGGCCAGAAGAUGCCCCGCUACUGCCUGUUCGGUGACACGGUGAACGUGGCCAGCCGGAUGGAGUCGCACGGCGUGCCCGGUCGCAUCCACAUCAGCGCCAACUGUAAACGGGGCAUCAACCAUCGCUUCAGGGAUCCUGACUAA
Molecule: messenger RNA, 327 nt
Organism: Pollicipes pollicipes
Lineage: Eukaryota; Metazoa; Arthropoda; Thecostraca; Pollicipedomorpha; Pollicipedidae
Product: guanylate cyclase soluble subunit beta-2-like
Exons: 3
Coding region: 16-327 (103 amino acids)
Biological process (GO): receptor guanylyl cyclase signaling pathway; cGMP biosynthetic process; intracellular signal transduction
Cellular component (GO): plasma membrane
Molecular function (GO): peptide receptor activity; adenylate cyclase activity; guanylate cyclase activity
Source: RefSeq, a predicted model, not a curated record